Messenger RNA from Daphnia pulicaria, 1520 nucleotides. RefSeq names its product protein maternal effect lethal 26-like. The transcript is spliced from 2 exons. Gene Ontology annotation, cellular component: cytoplasm; nucleus. The coding region runs from base 567 to 1520 and encodes 317 amino acids. Lineage: Eukaryota; Metazoa; Arthropoda; Branchiopoda; Diplostraca; Daphniidae. Gene Ontology annotation, biological process: regulation of proteolysis; proteasome-mediated ubiquitin-dependent protein catabolic process. Gene Ontology annotation, molecular function: ubiquitin protein ligase binding. The record is from RefSeq and is a predicted model, not a curated record.
UUGCCUAGAUUUAGGACUUGAGUUUUUUUUUGUGUUUCUAUUAACAAUGUCAAUCAAAAUAGUGGAAAAGAACGGUGGGUUAACUUGCGUAAAAUGGACGACGGAAACUCCCGAGAACACAAUAAGGAGUGAGAUAAAAACAGAGGACUUUCAACUGAAUCAUAAUCGAUACCUGAAUUAUUUGUCAAUAACUAGGCGGUUAAUCAAAUAAAACCUCUAAAACGCAAGAAAAUAAGUAAGGAUAAUCCGAAAACGCAACGCUGACUGUCGACGAGAAAAACUGUCCAAGUGCAAAGUGAAUCCAUCAAGGUCGACUUCUGGGUAGGCCCUGGAUAAGGUCACUUUUGGGCUUCACCACGAAUCUUAAAACUCUGUCGUCUUGGUGUCGUCCUCGCUGAAUGUCCUUAUCGAAUGGCAAUCCUCAGUAGUUGUAAAAUCACCGUGUCUUGUACAAGUUGUUUUGUGCAGGCUCAGUAAAUAAAUUCAUUCAAAAAGUGAUUGCUAUUCUGUCGAGAACAUUUUGCCUUUCCGAUUGUUGUAGAUAAGUGUUUAACAGCAAAUAAUCAAUGACGAUCACAACUAAAGUCAUGGGUAGCGGUGAGCAUUGCGUGACGUGGGAUGCUACAUUAGAGAGAGCCAAGAAAGCAAACGAGAUCUUUCAGCUGGAUCAUUUUCCCGAGUACAUUUCUUACUUUAGUCUCGUCUACGAUUUCAAAGUCAUCAAAUUCGAAGAGAAAAAAUAUCGAGUCGAGUUUGUUUUCACGCAAAGCGCUUACGAUUCUACUACCGGUAGGAAAAGUUGUGCUAUUUCGGAUUAUUACUACGAGCCGUGCGCAGUUUGGAUGAAUAACACAGAAGGAAAAAAACUGAUGUUUCAAAAAUUUUCUCGUCCUAAAGGAUGGAAAAUAACUACCGCCUUUCGACAGAUUAGCUUUACUGUGAAUAUCUACAUCAAGUUUAAUUCUUUUCGUGAAAUCAACGUGUUGCUCAAACAAUUGACGGACAUUUACGCAAAUCAGUCCAACUGCGACAUCCAAUUUCUUUUUCAAGAUGGCCAGAAAAUCGGAGGCCACAUUUCCAUUUUGGCUGCCAGAAGUCCCGUAUUCGCAGCAAUGUUCAACAACCAACCAACCAAAACGGACCCAGUGUUGAUCAAUGACACUCCGCCGGAUAUUUUGAAAGAGGUGCUCCACUUUAUCUACUCCGGUCGGACUAGAGUACCAUUGACUGAAGCAAAUGUUUGGUCACUUUUUACGGCUGCGGAAAAAUAUGACGUCGCAGGAUUGAAGGAGGAGUGCACCCGUUUUCUGCUCAUUCAAAUACGGGCAAGCAAUGCAAUUGAUUGGUUAGUUCUGGCGGACUUUCACUCGAUACAGAGUGUCAAAAAAGCUGCUUUGAAAAUCAUAACUGCCAACUUUAAAAUCAUUUUCCCGACGCACGAAUGGGAGGAGUUCGCCAAGAGUUAUCCUGAUCUGUGUUUGCCAAUUACCUUGACGACGAUUGGACAAAUAAAUUCUUAA